Messenger RNA from Tachysurus vachellii, 5022 nucleotides. It is a transcript of the gene lrch3, whose product is annotated as leucine-rich repeats and calponin homology (CH) domain containing 3. The transcript has 20 exons. Bases 166 to 2358 code for a protein of 730 amino acids. Gene Ontology annotation, molecular function: protein binding. NCBI's taxonomy places the organism in Eukaryota, Metazoa, Chordata, Actinopteri, Siluriformes, Bagridae. The record is from RefSeq and is a predicted model, not a curated record.
UAUGGCGGCUGCAUUGACGUGUUGCUGUAUGCUAAGAGACGCGGCUAAUGCGGCGUUCACCUUGAUGUAGCCAAUCCUAGUGGAGGAGACGGAAACCUGUCGGAAAACGGGUGUGGGGAAAAAAUAAGACAGGCGCAGGGAGAAUUGGUGGGAGUUCGCUGUGUAAUGGCGGCCUCGGUGUUGCUGACUGCGGAAAGCACCGUGCCUGGAUUCGCUGUCGGUGCUAGUAGCGGUGCGUCAGGGAGCUCCGGGAACGGACUAACCGUGCCGGGACCGGCGAGUUGGAACCGUUCCUUGGACCGGGCGUUCGAAGAAGCCGCGGCCACCGGCGGCCUGAACCUGAGCGGCAGGAAGCUGAAGGAGUUCCCGAGGAGCGCCGCUAAUCACGACCUGACCGACACCACCAGGGCCGAUCUGUCACGUAACAGACUGCCUGAGCUGCCCGUGGAGGUGUGUAUGUUUGUGUCGUUGGAGAAUCUGAACCUGUACCAGAACUGCCUGCGUACGCUACCUGAGAGUCUGAUCAAUCUGCAGGCCCUCACCUACCUGAACAUCAGCCGUAACCAGGUGUCCACUCUUCCUGCUCACGUGUGCAGUCUGCCGCUCAAGGUGCUCAUCGCCUGCAACAACAAGCUCGUGUCUCUGCCCGAAGAGCUCGGCCUGCUCCGACAGCUCACCGAACUGGAUGUGAGCUGUAAUGAGAUUCAGACGUUACCUGCACAGGUCGGGCAGCUCGAAGCUCUUCGAGAUCUGAACAUUCGCCGAAACCACCUGGUUCGACUGCCUCCUGAACUUGCAGAGCUUCCACUGGUGCGCUUGGAUUUCUCCUGUAACAAGGUGACGUCCAUCCCGGUGUGUUACCGCAACCUCCGACACCUGCAGAGCAUCGUGCUGGACAACAACCCUCUACAGAGCCCACCUGCACAGAUCUGCAUCAAGGGGAAGAUCCACAUAUUUAAGUAUUUGAACACAGAGGCAUGUAAAAUAGCUCCAGAUCUCUCUGAUUACGACAGAAGACCCCUGGGCUUUGGGUCCUGUGUUGAAGAACUGUAUCCUGGCCGGCCGUACGGAGCUCUGGACUCGGGUUUUAACAGCGUGGACAGUGGAGACAAGCGCUGGUCAGGCAAUGAGCCCUCAGACGAGCUGUCAGACCUGCCGUCAAGAGUAGCAGAGUUGACCAGAGAGCAGCGGCAUCGACGGGAACGAGAGCGGGACGAGCACAAGACUGGAUCGCUGCUGGCUAACGGCAUAUUGGAGGCGGAGCUCGACCAGAUCGACUUUAUCGACAGCUGCACAGGAGAGGAAGAGGAGGAGGAUGGGCGGAGCCGAGGGCAGGAACCAAUCAGCCUCAGCUCUCAGUUUAUGGCCUACAUCGAGAGACGAAUCACCAGAGAGGGCUCACCGGUGAAAGCAGGAUCCAACAGAGAUGCAAGAAAUGACGAUUCGAAACGACACAGCUCUUUACACAACCGAAGCGUAUCAGAUACAGUCGGCACGUUGUCCUCUCCUUCUCACAGCCAGCGGCCAGGAUCGGGCGCCGGUCUGGAACGCAUGCGGCGGGAGGCUCAACUCGCUGCUCAGAGGUACGAAGAGGAGAGGCAGAGAACACGAGGUGUACAGAGAGAAGCCAUCAGGAGUUACGUCAAGCAGAAGUCAGCUCCGAGUCCACCGAAGCUCAGUCCUGCAGACAGCGAGACCCUGUACCCUUCCAGACGGUCCACUCAUACAGACGACUCCGCCCUCUUUAUGCAUGGGGAAGAUCGAGCCUCGCUGUCCUCAACCACCCUCCAGUCCCCCUCUUACCCCAGUCCCUCUGCCCCAACCUCCUGCCGUGGAGCCGCUUCACGUCCCGAGAGCUUCCUGUACCGCCUCAGUCAGAGGGAGGAGAAUAAAAAACGAGAUGUGAGAUCUGGAAGGCCAGAGCAAGAUGACGUGACUCCUACACCAUCACCAGCUCCACGACUCACAGGAGAAGAAGCUGAACUGGUGGAACAGCUCAGAAAGAACAUCGAGUCUCGGCUGAAGGUUUCUUUGCCUAGCGAUUUGGGGGCGGCGCUGACGGACGGGGUGGUCCUGUGCCAUCUGGCCAAUCACGUGCGGCCUCGUUCAGUACCCAGCAUCCACGUCCCCUCGCCUGCUGUGCCCAAACUGACGAUGGCUAAAUGUCGACGGAACGUGGAGAACUUCCUGGAGGCGUGUCGUAAAAUCGGUGUUCCUCAGAGUCAGCUCUGUCUCCCUCUCCACAUCCUUGAGGAGAAAGGUCUGGAGCAGGUUGCAGGGACGGUGCGCGCCUUGCUCGAGCUGGCACCUCAGAAAAACAUCACAUCACCAAUUACCAGCUCCGCCCACUCCAUGUAGGACUGCCAGUCACUGGUGGGCGGGGCAUCGGCGUGGCCACAGUACACCGUUUGCCCUCUCCGGUGCUUAACCUGGGCUAAAGAGAGAGUGAAACUGCGCACGGCUUUUAAACCCGAUACUGUCCGUCACCCAACACGUCGGUUCAUACGUAGAGAUGCAGCACUCACUCACUCACUCACUCACUCACUCACUCGCUCACUCGCUCACUUGUUCCACCUGUCACGCGAAAGGAAGAGGUGAGCGACUGCAGUGUGGAAAAGAGGAGAGAAGAAGCUGAUCAUCCAUCAUGACAUACUAAAGCAUUCACUCGAUACUUACAGAGAUUCUUCUUCUCGCCUUACAUUUUCUUUCUUUUUAGGUCACAUCAUUUUUGCACCUAUUAUUAUUAUUAUUAUUAUUAUUAUUAUUAUUAUUAUAAUCACAGCUGACUCUGGGAUGUCAGAUCUUUAUAAUCAGGACACUUGUCCAAGUUUCACACGUUGGAUCUUUAAGUAAAUCACACUAACUCACUCGUUGAGCAAAGCUGAAAGCCCGACCUCUUGUUUUAUAGAACCUUAAACGCUGCACAGAGAUUUAUCAGAAAUGUAGCCACCGGGUGACGCUGUUUCCCAAAGACUAUGAAUACCCGCUGUCUGAAAUAUCUUUAUCAUAGUUUAUAUAAUAAUGAAUAGUUUAUUAAAAUAAAGCAAGGCACUAUUUGUGACAUUUUAGGGGACUUAAAAAAAAAUGUAAAAAAAAAAAAAAAAAAGCAUCUGAUGAAUUUUGAAACACUAUUUUUAUUUUUAUUUUUUUUGACGUACAGCCUUGUUUCUAGAUCAGUUUUAAAUACGGCACUCGCGUCAUGUGGGAGAAUUCGAGGGGGGAAAAAAAACAGGAGAACGUUCGUGAUAUUCCGCUUUUAGUUUCGGAUCUUUAACACUAACUGAUAGAUACGAAAAACAUUCGAUUUGAUAUGAGAUGCGUUUAAUUUUAGUUAUAAACUUCUGUCGGAAAGUUUAUAGGUUUGCAUUUCCCCCCAGUCGAAUGCUGUUUUUUCUUCUCCCACAUGAUGUGAGUGCAUUAAAAUGUGAAUUGUUCAUGAAAGGGUUUAGAGGAGACGCGAGUGUUGCUUUGUUGCUCAUCUUUGUGUAACAGAUCAUACAUGAAUGAGAGAUAAGGGGGAGUGGUUCUUUUUAAGGGGGCGGGGCUAGAAUAGAGAAGCGCACACACAUACACACACUACACACCACACACCACACACACACACGGUGCUAGACGCUAAGGCUGUAGUCACCACUGCAUGGCUUGCUUGUCUAUGAUUCUGUCAUCAGAAGCUGGACGUUUGUGUUUGUGGGCUUUUUUUUUUUUUUUUUUUUUCCCCCCAUAAAACCAUUUCUCCAGGAGGAAAAGGGAAAAAAAAUUUAUUUUGAAGCAGCAGAAUGCUGAAAUUUUGGCAUUCAAAUAUUAUUACUUUUUUUUUUCUUGUAUUCGAAGUUCCACAUUUUCCUUAUUUAUUAUCUCAAAGUUCUGACUUAUCUCAAAAAUCUGUUUUUUUUUUUUUUGUUUGUUUGUUUGUUUGUUUUUUUAAUUUAUCUCCGAAUUCUGACUCGUUGUUUUUUUUUUUUCUCUCUCCUUUAAAUAAAAUGAUCUUAAAUUUAUGUUAACUGGCGUCCAGUUCCUCUCUCUCGUAUCUUGUUUCUAAACAUCUCCGUGUUCUAAGUGAUGACGGUUAUGAUAGAAAUCUGAAAUGCUUUUUAUUCGGAACGUAGCUCCGAACUGUUCGGCAGGACGAACUGACGAGCUAAUAGAGUGUCGGUUAUUAAAACUGGAUCGUUUGACAUAAAUCUUUAUUUAAUGAGUUUAACUUUGAGAUGCGACAAAAUCUUUGAGAUAAACUCACAAUUCUGGGAGAAAAUCUCUCGAUCAGUCAGAAUUCUGCUGCUGCCAAAAAAUUUGUUUUUUUUUCUUACCUCACAGAAAUGGAAUUUUAUAUAUAUAUUUGUUUAUUUGUUUUUGUUUGUUUGUUUGUUUUUUCUUUGUAAAUUUCUCGAAGGCCAUCGUUGCAUCGGCUGCUGAGUGAGAAAUAAAACGCUGACACGGCAUUGCACCUUGGCGGGGUAUCUGGGGUGUUACGGUGCUUUGAUAAGAACGUUAACGGAGAUAAAGGAAGCGCAGGCUGAAGGUGAUUCCGACUGGUUUGCGACAGGAAGCGCUGCUGUAGGUGAAUAACGUAGAGGUUUCGGUCAGUGCGCUAAAACCUGCCCAGAAUUUUUUAUAAAGAAAUAUAAAAUUAAAUAAGUUAAAAAAAAAAAAAAAAAAACACUAAAAAAAGUUUAAUAUGCAUAUAAAUCCUCUUAUUUUUUAAAUGUUUUAACUUGCUUUUUUAGACCCUGGUGUUUUAAAGAGGGAAGUUAAACAAAUAUAGAUUGUAUAAUUUUUUUUUUUAUUAUUUUUGUUAUAUUUUGACCCAGGGUUUUUUUUCCCCAGCAGAAAUGAUGUCGUCCCUUCUGCAGGGUUUUCACCUGCGUGUCUGUACAGUAAAUUAAUGCAUUCCAUACGUUUACAUGUAUGUACGCUGACCACACACACACACACACACACACACACACACACACGGAUGCACUACAUACUUCGAUCUAACAGCAUGGACAUUCUCUGUCUCAUCAUCAUUUUUUUUUUUUUUUU